UUGUGCGUCUGCUUUCCACUUUCUUCCCUCCGAGUCUCUUAUAAGCAGGGAAAGUUUGACAAGUUUCUCCAUAGUCGCUUACUCGGAAUUGGUGACUGAUCCUCGGAGUGACGGAGUAAGUCCCUACAGGGCUCUCCUCUCUUUACUUCUCUCCAGCUAGAACUCCCUCAAGAUGGGUGACUGGAGUGCGUUGGGAAGACUUCUUGACAAGGUGCAGGCCUACUCCACGGCCGGAGGGAAAAUCUGGCUCUCCGUGCUCUUCAUCUUCCGGAUCCUAGUUCUGGGAACGGCGGUGGAGUCGGCCUGGGGUGAUGAGCAGUCGGCUUUCAAGUGCAAUACCCAGCAGCCCGGUUGCGAGAACGUCUGCUACGACAAGUCGUUCCCCAUCUCGCACGUGCGCUUCUGGGUGCUUCAGAUCAUAUUCGUGUCCACGCCUACGCUCCUGUACCUGGCGCACGUUUUCUACCUGAUGCGCAAGGAGGAGAAGCUCAACCGCAGGGAGGAGGAGCUGAAGGCCGUGCAGAACGACGGCGGCGACGUGGAGCUCCACCUCAAGAAGAUCGAGCUCAAGAAGUUCAAGCACGGCUUGGAAGAGCACGGCAAGGUGAAGAUGAAGGGUGCGCUGCUGCGCACCUACAUCGUCAGCAUCAUUUUCAAAUCCAUCUUCGAGGUGGGCUUCCUGUUGCUCCAGUGGUACAUCUACGGCUUCAGCCUGUCCGCCGUGUACACUUGCGAGCGCUCGCCUUGCCCCCACCGAGUGGACUGUUUCCUCUCCCGGCCCACGGAGAAGACCAUCUUCAUCGUCUUCAUGCUGGUGGUUUCGCUCGUGUCGCUUUUGCUCAACAUCAUCGAGCUCUUCUACGUGCUCUUCAAGCGGAUCAAGGACCGCGUCAAAGGCCGCCAAAACCAGUUCCCCACCGGCACCCUGAGCCCAACGCCGAAGGAACUGUCCACGACCAAAUACGCCUACUACAACGGCUGCUCCUCGCCAACCGCCCCGCUCUCGCCGAUGUCGCCUCCGGGCUACAAGCUGGCCACCGGCGAGCGGACCAACUCUUGUCGCAAUUACAACAAGCAGGCCAACGAGCAGAACUGGGCCAACUACAGCACGGAACAGAACCGCUUGGGCCAGAACGGCAGCACCAUCUCCAAUUCGCACGCUCAGGCCUUCGACUACCCCGACGACACUCACGAGCACAAGAAACUGACGCCGGGCCACGAGCUGCAGCCGCUGGCGUUGAUAGACCCCCGGCCGUGCAGCCGUGCGAGCAGCCGGAUGAGCAGUCGAGCGAGGCCCGACGACCUGGACGUCUAGCUGUGCGACUCGGUGCCACUAGAGGACUGACACGGGCAAUGAGAUGCACUCAUUUCCCCGUACCGAGGGGGCGGGGCUGCAUCCGCACAAGUUCCUCAAUCUAGACUCUAGUCGAUACAGAGACAUAAAAUUACUCACACUGCUGGAGGUACUAUUCAUUAAUAAUGAUGUUGAAACUAGCAGAGCUAACAUGUCCUAACAGCCGGGGGAGGGGA
This is a messenger RNA of Puntigrus tetrazona (Sumatra barb), 1530 nucleotides long. RefSeq names its product gap junction protein alpha 1b (gene gja1b). Gene Ontology annotation, biological process: heart development; cell-cell signaling. The transcript has 2 exons. The record is from RefSeq and is a predicted model, not a curated record. NCBI's taxonomy places the organism in Eukaryota, Metazoa, Chordata, Actinopteri, Cypriniformes, Cyprinidae. Bases 173 to 1315 code for a protein of 380 amino acids. Gene Ontology annotation, cellular component: connexin complex. Gene Ontology annotation, molecular function: transmembrane transporter activity.